This is a messenger RNA of Microplitis mediator, 846 nucleotides long. RefSeq lists its product as uncharacterized. Bases 16 to 813 code for a protein of 265 amino acids. The record is from RefSeq and is a predicted model, not a curated record. Lineage: Eukaryota; Metazoa; Arthropoda; Insecta; Hymenoptera; Braconidae. The transcript is spliced from 4 exons.
UUUAAUUAAAGCAAAAUGCUUAUUAGGAUUUUUUUCAUCACUCUCUUUGUCUGUGCAUUGAGCCAGGUAAACUGUGAGAAAAAUGAAAUAAGUAUUCCGGAAAUAAUAAAAAUCUUGCAGGAUGGGAAAUCUUCAACUCCUACUCCUAUUACUACUUCGACUACUCCUGUUACUACUUCCACUGCUGCACCUAAAAAAGGAGGAUUGUCAAAUUUCGCGGGCACUAUUGUGAAUAAUACAAAGCACGCUAUUCAUUAUAGCAGCAACAUUGUAUUGGGCGGAGUAAAAAAUGUUGGAAAUGUAAUACAAGGUGGUUGGAAUAUCGCUGACAAUGUCGUUGACGGUAGUUUAGAUUUCGCUAAAAAAAUGGGUGCACUUGGAUACAAAAUAGUAACAGUAGUACCAAAAGCCGUCAAUAAUGUCUUACUGGAUGUUGUCAAAAAAGGACAAGAUAAAUUAGCCGAAAAACUUAAAAAUCAUAAAAAAACUCCGACUUCCGUUACUGCAACGCCAACAAUGAUGCCCCAUGAUAAUGUUUUAUGGAUACUAAUUAACGGUGUUAAAUACCCAAUUUCUGACGACCAAAUUAUUGAGCUCGCGGAUGCUAUCAAAAAGGAGAGAGAAGCCGAGAAGAAGAAACCCAAACCUGAUGUUAUUCCAAAACCCGAGGAACCAUAUUUUUUGCUGGUCGAUGAGGGCAAAGCGCACAUUCUUACUGCGGACGAUUUGAUUGAAAUUGGAGAAGAGUUCAAAAAAAUUAAAGAAGAAGAAGCAGAAAAAAAGAGAAAAGAAGCCGAAAAAAAUCCUAAAUAAUUAAUAUAAAUUAUAAAAAUUAUUUUAAAUAAU